AUGGCAGACACAACACCCAUGUCAGAAAAAGUGGCGCGACCACCCCCGAUUCUCUGUCUAGGCGCUAUCAGAACAGGCACGGCCUCCCUAAUGAAAGCCCUCGAAAUUCUAGGCUACGCCAACGUGCACCACGGCUGGGAAGCUUGCGAACGAGACGACAUGCAGUGGCAAUGGCCCCUUCUCGACCGCGCUGCCGACGCAACAUACUCCAACAUUCCAACCUACAACGGCAAAGGCUUUUCUAGGUCUGAUUGGGAUGAAAUAUUCUCCGAGCACGACGCGGUAUCGGACAUUGGCUCUUUAUUCGCUGGAUCGCUUAUCAAAGCGUAUCCUGAUGCGAAAGUCAUUCUCGUGGAGCGCGAUAUCGAGAAAUGGUACAAGAGCGCUCUACCUAUUUUCGAACCAGCGCAAAAUCCACGAUUAAGAAAAUUCGGUAUCAAGAUUGGUGAUUUAUCGGGUAUGGAGAGUGCGAAAGCGAGUUAUAAAAUGCAUCAAGGCUGGACAGGCGCAUCAGAUCCGAAUCAUACUGUCGAUCACAUGAAGGAAGCUUACGUGCGCCAUAACGCUCUAAUUCGAGAGAAUGUACCGGGCGACCAACUUUUGGAUUUUCAGCUGACGCAAGGAUGGGAGCCGCUUUGUGCAUUUUUGGGAAAAGACGUGCCGGAUGUCCCGUUUCCGCAUGUUAAUGAUUCCAAGGAGUAUCAGGCUCGGGGAAAGAAGUUGGGGCAGAAGAUGAUGGGGAGGGCUGCUAGGAAUGUUUUGUUGCCUUGUGCGAAGAAGGACUACAGGAUUAAGGAGUAG
Messenger RNA from Fusarium coffeatum, 801 nucleotides. RefSeq lists its product as uncharacterized. The coding region runs from base 1 to 801 and encodes 266 amino acids. The record is from RefSeq and is a predicted model, not a curated record. NCBI's taxonomy places the organism in Eukaryota, Fungi, Ascomycota, Sordariomycetes, Hypocreales, Nectriaceae. The transcript has a single exon.